Molecule: messenger RNA, 1349 nt
Organism: Brachypodium distachyon (stiff brome)
Lineage: Eukaryota; Viridiplantae; Streptophyta; Magnoliopsida; Poales; Poaceae
Product: basic leucine zipper 43
Exons: 1
Coding region: 187-807 (206 amino acids)
Biological process (GO): regulation of DNA-templated transcription
Molecular function (GO): DNA-binding transcription factor activity
Source: RefSeq, a predicted model, not a curated record
CUUGAUAGAAAAAAAAAAAGCCCCCCCUAUCUGAGUCUUCAGGUGUCUGGAUCAUGCAACUAACGAACCUCCACGUUCCAUUUCCCGGCUAUAAAAUCCACCACGCCGCCCUCCUGAUUCCUUUCAUUCACAAGGCUCCGUAUCCUCUCUCCAAUUCGGCCAUAUCUCUAAUUAAGGCGAUCGAGCAUGAACUCCGGUGAGGUUGCAAGUGUUCUUCUACCUCCCGUAGUACACUUUCCACCACCAGAUGCAAGCACGGUUUCUUUCGAACCCCAUCGUUACCAGUACCACCAGAUAGCCGCCGCACACGAUCAUUUCCUAUUCCAGUACUGCCACGGUUUCGUUGACGACGAGCCGUUUCCUCUUGAUAACCCUCCGCCUCCAGCGCCGGCGAUCCGCAAUAACGGGUCGACGACGAGCUCGGACGAGCCCGCGGCGGGCGCCGAGCGGCAGCGGGCGGAGGAGAGGAGGAAGAGGAGGGUGGCGUCGAACAGGGAGUCGGCGCGGCGGUCGCGCGUGCGGAAGCAGAAGCAGCUGGGCCAGCUCCGGGCGCAGGCGGCCCAGCUCCGGGACGCAAACCGCGAACUGCUCGACCGGCUCAACCGCGCCAUCAGGGACUGCGCCCGCGUCGUGCGAGACAACUCGAGGUUGAGGGAGGAGCGGGCCGAGCUGCACAGGAGGCUCCGGGAGCUAGUCGUCCCCGUGCCCGUGGUCGAUGGUGAUGCCGGCGUGGAGGUGGAGAGCAGCGUCGCCGGUAUUGAUGAAGAUGACGAUGAGUCUAUCAUGGUUGCAAUCGCAACCACGUAGAAAGCAAAUUGCAAAUUCUCUGGGUACACGGGGUGUCCCAGCAAGUGGCUUCCCUCGUACUUCCGUUCAAACAAAUAUGUUUCAAGUUUGACUAAAUUUAAAUGCAUAUACUAAGUCAUGUUUAGAUACAUUUAAAUUUUGACAAACUUGACACAUCUUUUGUUGGACGGAGGAAGUAUAUUUUUUUUACUUCAUUUUUUCUUCUUUUCUUCGAUCAAAUCUUUGGUCUAUGGAUGGGUUUGACUCUGUUAGGUUAAGGGUUUGGUACCAAUUAAUUGCCAACAUACAACAAGUAUAUAAAUAGGUACUAGUAGAGUGCCCGUGCGUUGCUACGGUUUGACAAGACCACGAGCUACAUUAAUUUUCUGUGUAGCAAAACCCACCCAUGGAUAUCCGACCUAGAUGGUUAGUUCAUGGAUCGACGUUUACGUCUAUGGGUCGCCCGAUUAUUGAUGUGUAGGGUAUGGAUACGGUUUAUACAUGUGGAUAUUUGUAUAGUCGAUGCCCUUUCUAAAGUAUGCUGCUACAUAAUUUUGAUCUAA